Messenger RNA from Engraulis encrasicolus (European anchovy), 931 nucleotides. RefSeq names its product chromobox homolog 3a (HP1 gamma homolog, Drosophila) (gene cbx3a). The transcript is spliced from 6 exons. Gene Ontology annotation, molecular function: chromatin binding. Gene Ontology annotation, biological process: negative regulation of transcription by RNA polymerase II; chromatin organization. The record is from RefSeq and is a predicted model, not a curated record. Gene Ontology annotation, cellular component: pericentric heterochromatin; nucleus. Bases 148 to 726 code for a protein of 192 amino acids. Lineage: Eukaryota; Metazoa; Chordata; Actinopteri; Clupeiformes; Engraulidae.
UGGCCAUGCGUCUGUACGUACGUACGUUAGUGGGCUGGGCGAACGUGGUUGAAAUCGUACAUUGUGCGCUUUCACAUGCGGUGCAAGGAGAAGAAAACUCAGCGCCACCGAUUCUCCAACUACAAGGGAUAACAGACUCAGAAGCCGAUGGAUGUCCGUGUGAAACGUUCACAAGAAACUGGCGCCAUGGGGAAGAAGCAGCUGGCGAAAACGGCGAAGAAGGAGGCCCCCGAGCCAGAGGAGUUUGUCGUGGAGAAGGUGCUGGACCAGCGCGUGGUCAACGGCAAAGUCGAGUACUAUCUCAAAUGGAAAGGCUUCGGCGAUGCUGACAACACGUGGGAGCCGGAGGAGAACCUGGACUGCCCGGAGUUAAUCUCCGCGUUCCACGUGGCCCAGAAGGGGGUGGUGGAGAAGCCCGCAGGGGACGCCCCCGCCUCAGGGGACAAGAGGAAACCAGAGGACGAGCCCGAGACAGAUGAGACCAAGGCAAAGAAGAAAAAGGAGAGUGAGAAGCCCAGGGGAUUUGCACGAAACCUAGAGCCCGAGCGAAUCAUUGGAGCCACAGACAGCAGUGGAGAACUCAUGUUCCUUAUGAAAUGGAAGGACUCUGAUGAGGCCGACCUGGUACCUGCACGAGAGGCCAACGUUAAGUGUCCACAGGUUGUCAUCUCAUUUUAUGAAGAACGCCUCACCUGGCACUCUUGCCCCGAGGAUGAGCAACAGUAGAGUAAAGUGUGUGCCACUGUGCACUGCACUAAUCAUGACGUUCUCGCACACAUGCAUACACACACAAACACACCCCCACCAUGCAAGCAAACCACACAUUUUUUCCAAUGUUCAUUUUAGUUCGUGUUGAAUUUUAACUGUGUUCUUUUUUUUUUUCUUUUUGUAAAUAUUCAAUUUUCGUGAAACAGUAAAGGUUUAUACUCUA